Molecule: messenger RNA, 2059 nt
Organism: Galendromus occidentalis (western predatory mite)
Lineage: Eukaryota; Metazoa; Arthropoda; Arachnida; Mesostigmata; Phytoseiidae
Product: cytochrome P450 4V2
Exons: 1
Coding region: 34-1611 (525 amino acids)
Molecular function (GO): heme binding; monooxygenase activity; oxidoreductase activity, acting on paired donors, with incorporation or reduction of molecular oxygen
Source: RefSeq, a predicted model, not a curated record
UUCUUCCGGGAGACUCCCGAGCAAGAGUUCACCAUGAUUUGGAUGUGCCUACCGCUCCUGCGAUUCUUGGCCUUCUCCUUGUUCGGUUUCAUAGUCGCCUUCAUUUUACUGCUCGUUGUAGUGUAUCUGCGCCAAUUGCCGUUCCGCCGAAGCGCUCUCGCUCGCAGCUGUGUCAGAGAUCCGUUUCCCCUUUUACGCUACAUCGGUGUGCACCUCUCUCUUCUGGAAAUCUCGAAGCAUUGUGGCAGCUAUGAUACACAUCUGACGAACUUCUUGCUGUUCGAGGCGUCGAGUCGUCCCGCUGAAGGGUGGGUCAUGCUCUUCAUAGGAGUGGUACCAGAGCUGCUACUGUAUCGUGCGGAUCACGUAGAAAAAGUUUUCGGUAACAGCAAAAACAUUAGAAAAGGACCCUCGUACCGGCUCCUCGAUCCCUGGCUCGGCGAAGGUCUGCUCACAUCUUACGGCUCGAAGUGGAAGUCUCGACGGAAGUUCUUGACACCGGCCUUCCAUUUCAAGGUUCUCGACACGUUCGCGGACGCUAUGAACCGCCAGGCGAAAAUUUUCGCGGACCAGAUUGGGAGGAAAAAACCGGAUGAAGACAUGCUCCCGUACGUCGAGGCGUUCACCCUCGACGUGGUGUGCGAGACGAUCAUGGGUAUUGACAUGAAGUGUCAGCUCGAAGGAAGUGGUCGAGACUAUCUCAACAAAGUCAAGAGAAUCAGCCACCAGCUGGUGAAACGGUUCGCCGAUCCUCUCAGUUGGAUUGAUUUCAUCUAUUUCAACUUCACUGGUGAUGGACGUGAGUUCAAGAAAAUCGUCGAAGAAGUUCACGACUUCACCACACAGGUGAUCAAUGAACGGAAGAGGGAACUUUCGGCGACUCCCGAGAUACUGGAGUCGAUCUCCAACGCGGAAGAAGCGAUGACAAAGUCCAAAAAACCUUUUCUCGAUCUCAUGCUCGUGGAGCAUCUGAAAACUCAAAACCUGUCGAUCGAAGACAUCAGGGAAGAGGUCGAUACUUUUAUGUUCGAGGGCCACGACACGACGUCGAUGGGAUUGACCUGGACGCUGCACUUCAUCGGACUCCAUCAGGACGUUCAGGCCAAGCUCCAUGAAGAGAUUGAUAGGGUUUUCCAGGGAAACAGCACCUGUGACGUCACAGCCGAGCACAUCAAGGAGCUGAAAUACCUCGAGAUGGUCAUCAAAGAGAGCCAGAGACUUUGUCCUUCUGUUCCGUUCGCGGCUCGGCUCGUCACGGAAGAAUUUCGCAUCGAUGACAAACCGGUUCCGAUCGGCACCGAAGUGAUUGUGUUCAUCAGGAAGCUCCAUGAGGAUCCGAAGGUUUUCCCGAAGCCUCACGAGUUCGACCCGCAACGUUUCUCCGCGGAAAACUCCAGAAACAGGAAUCCGUACGCUUUCGUGCCGUUCUCCGCAGGACCGAGGAACUGCAUCGGUCAAAAAUUCGCGUUGCUCGAAGAGAAAAUUCUGCUUGUCUGGGUUCUUAGGAAGUUCCAGAUCAAGUCUUUAGACUACAGGGAUCAAAUUCUCGUGAAAAUCGAUAUUGUCUUGAGACCUCAGUCUCCCAUAAGAAUCGCGGUAAAAAAUAGAUAGGUCGACUGCUAUUACCUUGGACCUGUAGAUGAGACUCCGAGUCCCCCGUGAAGACCGAAUUCUGCUGCAUUGACAACAGCUUAUGAUACUAUUGAUCAUUGCCUCCCUCCCUGUCGUGGGACUUAUCUCUGCUUUCUGGAGAGAUUCCCGGCGUUGCCUCGCAUCUUCCCACAGCAGUGUCUACGGAUUCCCGUGCCCGUCCAUGAUCAUUGGAAGGUUUCUCCAUCGAUGACCCGUGAGAAGGUUUGCGUCAAAUACGUUUAACAAUCAUAUUGGAAUCUGGGAAGCAGCCAUCCUAGGUUUUCAGCUAGGCAGAUAAUCUCCUGGUUAUCAAGCGCAACAUCCGCGAGAUGUCAUCAGGACGGGGAUCCAUCAUCCCUUUCGGAUUAAAGAUCGGUAUCCACGCGGAGCGAUAUAAACUUAUCAAUAUGAAGUAGUCAUUCUAAAC